Cladophialophora yegresii CBS 114405 is the source of this 1617-nucleotide messenger RNA. RefSeq lists its product as uncharacterized. Gene Ontology annotation, molecular function: transmembrane transporter activity. Lineage: Eukaryota; Fungi; Ascomycota; Eurotiomycetes; Chaetothyriales; Herpotrichiellaceae. Bases 1 to 1617 code for a protein of 538 amino acids. Gene Ontology annotation, biological process: transmembrane transport. The record is from RefSeq and is a predicted model, not a curated record. The transcript is spliced from 4 exons.
AUGGCAGAUAUCGCGAUUGACACAGCUGUCCGGAGGGGAGAGUCACCCAUUGGGUCGACAACCAGUGUCGCCGCUGGCCACGCAACGGAACAACUCCAGGUGCAAGAGGCCAACGAGGAACCGGUCCAAUAUCCUACCGGGCCGCAGCUAUGGCUCAAUGCUGGUGCAAUGAUGUUGGUUUGUUUCUUGCACGGACUGGAUCUGACUAUUGUUGCUCCUACCGUACCGAGCCUGACGAAUGAGUUCAAGACCGUCGCUGAUAUAGGCUGGUACUCCGCCGUGUAUGGACUCGUCUUGAGUGCGACAAAUUUCUUCUUUGGAAAGAUGUACACCGUAUUCGAUCUCAAGAAGGUCUAUGUCGCUUCGGUGGCCACGUUUGAGCUGGGCUCGGUGAUGUGUACUUUUGCUCCCAGCUCGACUGUGUUCAUCCUAGGCCGUGCAGUAACUGGUAUCGGAGUCAUGACUUUCAUCUCUCGCUCGUUCCCAGUCGAAAAGAGGCCGAUGAUGAACGGCAUCAUGGGUUUUGCUCAAAGCUUUGGUUUGGUCAGUGCACCCGCCAUCGGAGGAGCUCUCAUCGAUGCAUUCAGCUGGCGAAUCUGCUAUGGUAUCAAUAUCCCGCUUGGUGUCAUCGCGAUCGUCGGUUCGCUAUUCUGGAUGAAGGACUUGUUUCCCAACCCAGACCUCCAGCUUCCUCUGCGUGAGAAGAUCAGGCGUCUGGAUCCGGUCGGCACCGUUCUCGUCCUGCCUUGUGUAGUAUGUCUGCUGCUCGCACUGAUCUGGGGAGGUACAAAGUUCGCCUGGAAUGACUGGCGAGUAAUCUUACUUUUUGUCCUGUUCACGGUCCUGAGUGUCUCAUUCGGGUAUGUCCAACAUCGUCAGCAGGAAAAGGCUAUACUGCCGCCACGUAUUAUGAAGAAUCGGACCGUGCUUGCAAGUGCCCUUUUCUGCUGUUGCACCAAUGGCAUUCUUGCAGUCACCGAGUACUACAUCGCCAUCUAUUUCCAGGGUGUUCAAGGGUACAGCGCCGCGAAGGCGGGUCUCUUGGGUCUCCCGAUGAUUGUUGGACUCGCCGUCACUUCUCUGUUGGCUUCUUUCAGCACAGGCUGGAUUGGGUACUAUACACCAUUUCUGUUCGCUACCAGCAUUUUCGCACCGAUCGCUUCCGGCCUGUUAACCACCUUGGAACUGAACGACAGUCCGGUCAAGGUUGCAGCACUGUUGGGCUUUCUGGGCGUUGCUGUCGGCUUUGGCAUCCAGCAACCUGUCACGGCGAUAAUGACCGUGCUAUCGCCAAAGGACAUCCCCAUGGCCAUGGGCGUGCUCGCGCUUGGUUCUGGGCUGGGAUCCUCUGCAUUCAUUGCGACCUCUGCGACUCUCUUCCAGACCAGACUGGUGGCCGAAAUUGCUAAUCACUCCCCUGGGACCAACACAACAAUUCUAGAGGAUCACGGCUUGUCCGACUUACGCAAGGUUUUGGGCCCGGAUCGCCUGCAGGACGUGCUUCUCGGUUACAACGGAGCCGUCAUCCAAACGCUGUAUCUCCCACUUGGGCUCGGGCUGCUCACCAUCGUCGGUUCAACAUUGACAGAAAUCAAAUCUGUUAAGAAAAAGGACUAG